Chelonus insularis is the source of this 919-nucleotide messenger RNA. RefSeq names its product chymotrypsinogen B-like. Gene Ontology annotation, biological process: proteolysis. The record is from RefSeq and is a predicted model, not a curated record. Gene Ontology annotation, molecular function: serine-type endopeptidase activity. The transcript has 3 exons. Bases 21 to 848 code for a protein of 275 amino acids. Lineage: Eukaryota; Metazoa; Arthropoda; Insecta; Hymenoptera; Braconidae.
GUUUUUCAACGAUCGUCAACAUGCUGGCAUUAUGCUUUACUCUCUUGACUGUCUUGGUAACCGGUUCCCUGGCAGUACUUAAUGGAGAUCCAGCAGCUCCACACCAAUUCCCAUAUCAUGUAGGUCUCUACUGGAAGAGCAAAAUCCCAGUUCCAAUUCUGAAAGCCCCCUACUACUGUGGUGGAGCAGUAGUUAGUGAUAAAUGGGUUUUAACAGCAGCACAUUGUGUACGUAAGUAUGGCCAAAUGGUGGUCAAAGCUGGUAAACAUGUCUUUGAUCAGGAAGAAGCUAGUGAACAAGUCCGUUAUGUUGUUCGUCAUGUCACCCAUCCCAACUAUAAACGACCUAUCAUCUCCAAGAGACUCAUCCCUCAGAAUGACCUUGCUAUGCUUGAAGUCGACUCUCCUUUUAUCUUCAAUGGAUACGUAGACGUUGCUCAAGUAUCUGGUGCCAGUUCUGACUAUGAUUCUGGAUCUCUAGCAGGAUGGGGUUCAAAUGGUAUCAACUAUAUCCCUACUUUUCCCAAGGAGCUUCAUUACAACAAGUACCUUCCAGUGGAAGUUAAUCUAACUUGUGCUGAGGCCAUCAACGACGCAUUCUUCGGCAUUGAAUUUUCACCUGUGGAAAUUAGUAGCAAUCAAACUUGUACUGGACCAGUUGGAGAAAACAUUGGAGCUUGUAUCUUAGACGGUGGCAGUGCUCUAGUUAAUAAAAAAAAUAAAAAAUAUGUAAUCAUUGGCGUUGUUUCAUGGAGUCAUUUGCUUUGUGGAACUAUUGGAACUCCUACUGUUUAUACUCGAAUUGGUGCAUAUUCUGGAUGGGUCAAUGCAGUGAUGGAAUCUUCUUAAAUACAUAAUUAUAGCAACAAUUAAAAAGAUGAUUAUCGUAAAUAAAUAUUUUAGAAUUUUUUUCUCAAAAA